Orycteropus afer afer is the source of this 794-nucleotide messenger RNA. RefSeq names its product ferredoxin 1 (gene FDX1). Gene Ontology annotation, biological process: P450-containing electron transport chain; positive regulation of oxidoreductase activity. The record is from RefSeq and is a predicted model, not a curated record. Gene Ontology annotation, molecular function: 2 iron, 2 sulfur cluster binding. NCBI's taxonomy places the organism in Eukaryota, Metazoa, Chordata, Mammalia, Tubulidentata, Orycteropodidae. Gene Ontology annotation, cellular component: mitochondrion.
AUGGCCGCUGCGAGGGGCGCCCGGCUCCUGCGCGCCGCUUCAGUGGCUCUCGGCGGCGCGGCUUGCCGGCGGCUACUUCUUCUCGGGCCCCGGGCGGGAGCCGGGGGGCUCCUGGGGAGCUGGGGGCCGGGCAGGAGCGUGGAUCUGGGCCAAGGCUGCGGCGCACGCACGAACCGGUCGCUGAGUUUGUCGGCGCCGGCGCAGAACAGCUCAGAAGAUAAAAUAACAGUCCACUUCAUAAACCGUGAUGGUGAAACAUUAACAACCAAAGGAAAAGUUGGUGACUCUCUGCUAGAUGUUGUGGUUGAAAAUAAUCUAGAUAUUGAUGGUUUUGGUGCAUGUGAGGGAACCUUGGCUUGUUCUACCUGCCACCUUAUCUUUGAAGGUCACAUAUAUGAGAAGUUAGAUACCAUUACUGAUGAAGAGAAUGACAUGCUUGAUAUGGCGUAUGGACUAACAGACAGAUCACGGUUGGGCUGCCAAAUCUGUUUGACAAAGUCUAUGGACAAUAUGACUGUUCGAGUACCGGACGCAGUAGCUGAUGCCAGACAGCCUAUAGAUAUGAGCAAGAAAUCCUAAGAUAAAUAGGAAUAUUUUCAUGCAAACUUAUCUAUUUUUAUAAUUUUUAUUUCUUAAUGGAAUUAAAUGAGGACAUGGAUAAAUGGAAUUACUGUUAUAACUAGCUUUGCUAUUUUAAUUCAUCUUGUACAACUACUGGAUUUUGUAGUUCUGAAAGUAUGCAAUCUAUUUUGGUUAAAUUACAGUGUAUCCACCAAAUGUUAGAAAAUAGUUUA